This is a messenger RNA of Arvicanthis niloticus (Nile rat), 6235 nucleotides long. Lineage: Eukaryota; Metazoa; Chordata; Mammalia; Rodentia; Muridae. The record is from RefSeq and is a predicted model, not a curated record.
AAACAAAAAACCAAACCAAAGGAGAACUCCACUGCCCAUUUACUGUCGAGUGGCAUGAUAUCAUUACCAUCCUAUGUACUUAUGCCUGAAUGCUAGUCAACAAUGCCGAGGAUUCAUGCUCUAUAAAUCCUCACAGUAAGCCACUUGGAUGGAUCUGGCACAUCAUACAUCCUGGAAGAAGGAAGCCACAUUAAGAAACUUGCAGUAUGUUUUCAACUGCACAGCUCCGUAUCAACUGUAUUGCUUAGGGAUGCGUGUCCUACAGCAUUGCCCAGGGAGCAAUGAGAAGCAGGCUAGAUUUCCCAGAUUUCAUUAUCAACCGCCUUCAGUUGCCAUGUUUUACACCUGUAGGCCAAAGGGUGCCCAUCUGCUUUGGCCCCAUUUCUUAUUUUGACUCCUGCACCAGGAGGUCAAAAUCCUAGCCAUGCGAAAGACCUUCUUUACCUAGGCCCUGGCUCAUGGUAACCAAAUCUGAGUAUUGGAGGUUACUGGGAGCUCGCAUGUGUGCUGUGUGUGUGUGUGUGUGUGUGUGUGUGUGUGUGUGUAGCAGGCUUCUCCACCAGAAAACGGUAGCGUCAAGGCAGAGAGUAUUUAAUGCGGGAAACAUAAGUUUAUCGUGUCCAAAGUUUCCACCCAGCAGUAAACAAUUUGCAACACACUGCAAAGUGCCAGGGAACAAGCCCAGCUCAGGGAGAGGCCGCGAUAGGUCUAUUUGAUACACAGGGUGAGGUAGGGAUUCGAGUUGUUUUCAUUGGCUAGGUGGCUGGGAGCCUCAGCAGCGUCCUGGAUGAACUGUCAUUCUCCCUGACUUGGGAAGCCCUUGAUUACUUUGUAACACACUCUGUGGAAGUUAUUUACUCGCCUCAGACUCUGCCUCUGGGCUGUGUCUUGUGUUCCAGAGACACGGUACCAGAAUAUUUAAAUCACUGUGGCGUUAAAUACGUUUUAAUAUCUGAUAGGGCCAGUUUCUGCGCAUUGCACUUUUUUUUCCUUUCAGGAACGUGUUCGGGCCCGCGGCAGGGGGCGGGGUCGCGCCUCCGCCUCGGCUCUGGUUCCAGCCGAGCCUCACCGACGCCGAGAUGGAAAUCCCGAGGCUGCUCCCGGCUCGCGGGACACCACAGGGCGGCGGCGGCGGCGGCGGCGCCGGCUGCUGCCCGGCGGGUGGCGGCGGGGUCCACCGAGCCCCGGACUCUCUGGCCUGUCAGGCCCCCACGCGCCGCCUCCUACUGCUCCGGGGGGCCCAAGAUGGCGGGCCGGGGCCGCGGAGCGCAGAGGCCCAGAGGGCCUCACGGGGCCUGGGCCCGAGCCUGAGCCGGUUGGCGCCGAGGCCGGAUCACCGGAGCGGCGGUGGAGGCGGCGGCGGCGGCGGCGGUGGAGGCGGCGGCGGCAGAGGAGGAGGCGGCGGCGGCGGAGGAGGCGGCGGCGGCGUUGGCGGCAGCGGCGGCAGCCGCAGCGACGACUUCUUCCUGUUGCUGCUUGACCCGGUGGGUGGCGACGUAGAAACAGUGGGCACGGAGCAGGCCGGAGGGCCUGUGUGGAGGGAGGAGGCCGAGGCAGGCCCGGGGCCCGAGCGGCGCCAGAGCGGUGCGAACCCAGCGGGCCGGCCCGAGCCGGGCCCCCGCUGCCUGUCGGCGGUGCCGGCUGCGUCCCCCCUUCCCGCGGCCGGCCCCGGCCCGGGCCCGGGCCCGGGCCCGGCGGCAGCGGCGGCCUUCGCGGGCACCAUCACUAUCCACAACCAGGACUUGCUGCUGCGCUUUGAGAACGGCGUCCUCACCGUGACCACGCCCCCGCUGCCCGCCUGGGAGCCGGGGGUCGCGCCGUUCCCGCAGCCGCAGCCGCAGCCGCAGCCGGGGGCACUGAUCGCCCCGCAGGCCGCCGGCUUUCCGCCCGCCGCUGCCGCCGCGGCGGCGCAGCUGGGCGACUGCCCCGAGCUGCCACCGGACCUCCUGCUGGCGGAGCCGGCGGAACCGGCGGCCGGCCCGGCGCCUCCGGAGGAGGAGGCCGAGGCCCCGGCCGCCGCCCAGAGCCCCCGCGGGCCUCUGGUCCCGGGCUCGGGCGUGGUGCUGUACCUGUGCCCGGAGGCGCAGUGCGGACAGACCUUCGCCAAGAAGCACCAGCUCAAGGUGCACCUGCUGACGCACAGCAGUAGCCAGGGCCAGCGGCCCUUCAAGUGCCCCCUGAGCGGCUGCGGCUGGACCUUCACCACGUCUUACAAGCUCAAGAGACACCUGCAGUCGCACGACAAACUGCGGCCAUUUGGCUGCCCCGUGGAGGGCUGUGGCAAGAGCUUCACCACCGUGUACAACCUCAAGGCGCACAUGAAGGGGCACGAGCAGGAGAACUCCUUCAAAUGCGAGGUGUGUGAGGAGAGCUUCCCCACGCAGGCCAAGCUCAGCACCCACCAGCGCAGCCACUUCGAGCCCGAGAGGCCUUACCAGUGUGCGUUUUCUGGCUGCAAGAAGACGUUCAUUACUGUGAGUGCCCUGUUUUCCCAUAACCGCGCCCAUUUCAGGGAACAGGAACUCUUCGCCUGCUCCUUCCCCGGCUGCAGCAAGCAGUAUGACAAGGCUUGCCGGCUCAAGAUCCACCUGCGGAGCCACACCGGGGAGAGACCUUUCCUUUGUGACUUCGAUGGCUGUGGCUGGAACUUCACCAGCAUGUCCAAACUCUUAAGGCACAAGAGGAAGCACGAAGACGACCGCAGGUUCACCUGCCCAGUAGAGGGCUGUGGGAAGUCCUUCACCAGGGCCGAGCACCUGAAAGGCCACAGCAUAACCCACCUGGGCACGAAGCCUUUCGUGUGCCCCGUGGAAGGCUGCUGCGCCAGGUUCUCUGCUCGCAGCAGCCUCUAUAUCCACUCCAAGAAGCACUUGCAGGACGUGGGUGCGUGGAAAAGCCGUUGCCCGGUCCCCACCUGUAACAAACUCUUCACGUCCAAGCACAGCAUGAAGACCCACAUGACCAAAAGGCACAACCUCAGCCAGGACCUCUUGGCCCAGCUCGAAGCUGCCAACUCUCUCACACCCAGCAGUGAACUCACCAGCCAGGGGCAGAACGAUCUCAGUGGUGCCGAGCUCGUGUCUCUCUUCUCGGAUGUGCCUGGCCACAGUUCGGCUGCGGUGCUGGACACGGCCUUGGUCAACUCUGGCAUCUUGACUAUUGAUGUGGCCUCUGUGAACUCGACCCUCGCAGGAAGUCUCCCUGCCGACAGUAAUAAUAGCAACCAUUCCUUAGGGCAAGCGGUGGACCCCCGGGCCUUGAGGGGGCCCCCCAGUGACCUUCCCCAGAGUCUGGAUACCUCUCUCUUCUUCGGAACCUCGGUGGCCGGUUAUCAGCACAGCCCCUUAGACAUGGACGAUGUCUCCGCUGGGAACGUGGGGCUCUUUGGCUCCUUGGCUCUGAAAAACUCAAGCCUGGAGACCCAGGCUUUGACACCCAGCAAUAAGUUAACCGUGGACACGGAAGCUCUGACUCCCUCCAGCACCCUUUGUGAAAACAGUGUCUCCGAGCUACUGACCCCAGCCAAAGCCGAGUGGAGCGUGCACCCCGAAUCUGACUUCUUUGGGCACGAGGAAGAAACUCAGUUUGGAUUCUCCCAUCCAACAGGAAGCCAUGGGUCUCAGAAAGAGACAGAUCUUAUCACGGUGACCGGCACCCCGUUUUUGGUAUGAACCGACUCUGCCUGUUCUCUGCCUGCCCUGUGGCUCACUUUUUAAAAAAAAAAAAAAAAAAUCACACUCAGAUGUGAGAAUGUUCUGGAAGGAGUGCUUGCGUUGCUUGCCUGCAGUUGUUUCUUGCUGCUUUGCAAAGGAGCGCAUCUCUGGACUACCAAUUUAGGGAUUCCAGUUCUCAUCUUGAGUCUGGAACUGAUGAGUUCUCUGACUGUGAGCAAGUCUCUUAACCUAGCUGAGCCUUAAUUCAUUAUUUAUAAAAGUAGUCUUUUUUUGUCUGUCUAACUUGUUUCUCUUUCCUUUUCAACUGCAUUUACAUUCUUUGUAAUCUUUUGGUGUAAUUUUUUAGAGUAUUUCAUAGUGGUUACAUAAGAUUAUAAUGUAUGAAAAGGACUUUGAUCCCUUUGAACAUUAAAUGAUUAGAGAGAGGGAACUGGUGUUUUAACUUUUAACAUUAGUCUUACCUCAUUUUCACAGUAUCCUUUGUAUCUGUAGAAUGUAAACAUGUCGACUAUUAUGUGGUUGUUUCUUCUUUUUUCUGUUUUCUUAUGUUGUCUUUCUAUAGGAGGUUUUGUUUUUGUUUUCAAACAUAUCAGGGAUUUGCUAUAUUGCAAGCAUAUUCUAAAAUAUUGCCUCGUUAACCUUUAACAAGUGGCCUUAUAGUCGUCAUUUAGUCUCGCCAAGCCUUACUUGCAAGCUUUACACUGGUGAGAGAAAUGCACAGUAUUCUCAUGCAUAUUGGAUCUUUUUUAUGCUUGAGAUUGUUACUGAAGGGAAAAUAUUACAUAUUUUGGCUUUUCUGAAUUAUCUUUUUUGCCUCCUUGUUUCUUCUCUUAAAGUCCUAGAGUGCACAAGGCAGGGAACACAUAUAUCAUAGUUUUCAGCCAAUAAAUGUUUAUAAGUAUUAAGCAUACAUGGGAAUUUAUCCCUUCCAUAAUUUCUUGAAGAAUUUUUCUCUACAGAGUUCUCAUUUAACAUUGUUCACUGUUCCAUUUGUUCAAUUAACUAGUGUCUGCUCUGGAUCAAAGCCAGCUCUUGGCCUGACUCUACUAUUCCAAUAUCAUUUGGAAAUGGACCAGAAGAUAAUAUUCAUUUCUUUUUCCUGGUGACCUCAUUCGUAGACCUCUCUGGAAUGAGAGGUUUGCUAUGUAUUUUGAAAUAGAAAUACUGUCAAUCUUAGCAUGAGUGUAGCAUUUUUUGAUUUAUAUAGAAAUUUUAUAUCUAAUAUAUUUGAUCAUCAUAAUGUUGAUGAAAAAAUGUAAACUUCAAGUGAUAGUAAAACUUUCCUGAUGCAAAUUGAUUUCAUUUGGUAAAUAUUAAUUAUUUCUAUAUGUAGUUCAAAUCAAAGAGGAAAUAUUUCUACCUCUCCCAUUCUUCUCUUAUGAAUUCCAUAAUCAUUUUGUUUAUGAGCAAUCUAAUUGUUCUGCCUAUGGAUAUUCUUGCUCCCUUCUGAUUUUUUCUGCUUCCCCCAUCCCUGAAGUUCUUGAUAUAUGCACACCAGUUUGUACUAUGCCUCUGCAUUUUCUCUAAUUUUUCACUUCUUUUUGGUCACCCUUUUCUCACAUGAUCUAUUUUUUAGUUAACUCAACAAUAAUAACUACAGUCCGUAUGCACCAAGAUGGUAUUUUCUGGAUUCAGAUUACAAGUGUGUUUACAGGAGACAGAUGUUAAUGGGGACAUUUUUUUCCUAUAAGAUCUGAUGACAAGUACCUCUUUACAUUUCUUCACCAUGUUUUCAACUAGAAAAUAGUAAUUUUGAAACACUCAAAUUCAAUACUGUUUUGUAAGGACACUUGAAGAAAACUCUUUUAUACUACCAUUGCCACUUUGAAAUGUAUUAUGUACUACCUUUUUAAAUUGAUUGAACCCAUUCAGUGAAAAGAUAAAAAAGUACAUAUUAACUUGUAAUUUAAAGAAGUAUUCAGAAUUUUAGUGUGUCCAAGCUUCAAGAUUAUUAUUGACUUAGCACUUUGAAAAGAUUUUAAAGACUAUGUUAGAAAUGCAUUUUCAUGAGUUAAACAUUUCUCAUUUUAUUUUACAAGGAAUGGAAAGAUCUGAGGUAAACACAAACUUUAUUAGCAUUUAUUAAGAUAUAUAACCAUAAAGGUAUUUUAAACUGUCACUUUGUUUCUUUUAAAUUUCUUCCAACUAAAGACUAUACUAAAAUAUUCUUAUCUAUAGUCUAUAGAAUUUCCAAAGGAUAAAAUUUAAUUUCUUGAUGAUAAAAAAUUAUGUUGUUGUCGUCUUUAUGGUUUCUCUUCAUACCAUUGCCCUAGCAUGAUGGUGGAAUGACUGUAAUUACAGUGACUACAUGUGACUACACACAUAACAAACAUACUUCUGCUGAUAUAAAUUUGACAUUUUAAAAAUGAUGACUCAUGAUUUCAUUUUAUCGCCUUUGCCUUUUGUGUUUCUGUAGUCUUUCUUGAUUUAUUAACAUUGUCUAAUUUGUGUUAACAAAAUGCUUUAUAGGAAGGUUGUUUUCAAAGGGCCUUGUUUAGCCUAUAUUGAUCAUGUGUAAUAUGUUAAUCUUGCUAUAUAACUUGAUAUUUCAGUUAUUUAAU